AUGGAGCUGACUCACCCCAAACUGCUGCUGGUGCCAACCUGGAAAGCCAUCUCUCGCUCAGGACUGCAGCACCUGGGACCACCGCAGCACUCACUGCCUCCGGCCUCCAACGGCCCCAACAAGGAGCUUCGCACCAGUGUGGACUGGACGGAGAAUGCUGUGAACGGCGAUCACCUGUGGAUGGAGACCAGCUGUUCUGGAGAGCUGUGUUAUCUCGGAGAGGACACGUGUCUGCUCAAGACCGCAAAGUCGGCUCCCAGAAGGAAAUGUGCUGCCUGUAAGAUUGUCGUCCACUGCGGCUGUAUAGAGCAGCUCGAAAAGAUCAACUUUCGCUGUAAGCCGACAUUCAGGGAAGGAAGUUCACGGUGUCUCCGAGAUCAGAACGGGCUGCGGCAUCACUGGGUUCACAGGAGGAGACAAGAGGGCAAAUGUAAACAGUGUGGAAAGAGUUUCCAACAGAAAAUCUUUCAUAGUAAAGAAAUUAUUGCCAUCAGCUGCUCGUGGUGUAAACAAGCCUUCCACAACAAGGUGACGUGUUUCAUGUUGCAUCAGAUAGAGGAGUCCUGUUCGCUGGGGGCCCACGCUGGAGUCAUAGUUCCCCCAUCGUGGAUUAUCAAGGUCCGAAAACCACAGAACUCCUUUAAGAACUCCGCCAGAAGGAAAAAACGCACAUCUUUCAAACGAAGGGCGAGCAAGAAGGGACUGGAUGAGUCCAAAUGGCGGCCAUUUAUAUUGAAGCCUCUUCCUUCUCCUCUUAUGAAACCCAUUUUAGUUUUUGUUAAUCCCAAAAGCGGUGGAAAUCAGGGUGCCAAGGUUUUACAGAUGUUUAUGUGGAUUUUAAAUCCCCGACAAGUUUUUGAUCUGUCACAAGGAGGACUACGGGAGGCGUUAGAGUUGUACAGAAAAGUGCCAAAUCUGAGGAUUCUUGCCUGUGGAGGUGAUGGAACUGUGGGGUGGAUCCUGUCUGCUCUAGAUGAGCUGCAGAUGAACCCUCAACCUCCUGUCGCAGUUCUUCCUCUGGGAACAGGAAAUGACCUCGCCAGGACUCUCAACUGGGGUGGAGGCUACACAGAUGAGCCAGUUUCCAAAGUCCUCUGUCACGUUGAGGAUGGCUCUGUCGUGCAGCUCGACAGGUGGAACCUUCUUGUGGAGAAAAGCUCUGCACAGCCUGAAGAGGGGGCUCAAAAGCUGCCGCUCAAUGUUUUUAACAACUACUUCAGUUUGGGGUUUGACGCCCACGUCACCCUUGAGUUUCAUGAGUCCAGAGAGGCCAAUCCAGAAAAAUUUAACAGUCGCUUCCGUAACAAGAUGUUCUACGCAGGAGCUGCGUUUUCAGAUUUCCUCCAAAGAAGCUCCAGGGACUUGUCCAAGCACGUCAGAGUUGUGUGUGACGGCACAGAUUUGACUCCAAAGAUUCAAGAGCUGAAAUUUCAGUGCAUUGUGUUUCUAAACAUUCCAAGGUACUGUGCUGGGACGAUGCCUUGGGGAAACACGGGAGAUCAUCGGGACUUUGAACCUCAGCGACAUGAUGAUGGCUGCAUUGAAGUCAUCGGCUUCACCAUGGCUUCUCUGGCUGCGCUACAGGUCGGUGGACAUGGAGAGAGACUCCAUCAGUGUAGAGAAGUCGUCUUGACUACCUACAAAACAGUUCCUGUUCAGGUGGACGGUGAGCCGUGUCGACUCGCACCAUCCACUCUGCGGAUCUCGCUUCGUAAUCAGGCAAACAUGGUCCAGAAGAGCAAGAGGCGCACCUCUGUGCCACUGCUGAACGAUAUUCAGAAGGUGUGUGCAGCUGAUCUGCGCCGCCUCUCUGCUCCCCCCGACUCCUUCUCUGUUCAGCAUAUCGUCCCUGAUCGUCUGCGCCUGAGAGUGAACCGCAUCAGUCUGAUGGAGUACGACAGACUUCAGUACGACAAAGAGCGGCUGCGGGACAUCUCAAUCCCAGUUGGCAUUGUGGUGGUGAGAGGGGACUGUGACCUGGAGACAUGCCGCCUUUACAUCGACAGAUUGCAAGAGGACUUGCACCAGGCGCCACCUACUGGCAACAGAGUGCACUAUCAGGAUGAGAGUCGAGGACUUCCCAGAACCAGUUCGACAAGUAGACUUUCUCCUCACUGGAGCUUCCUGGACUCCACAUCAGCAGAUCGCUUCUAUCGCAUUGACAAAGCUCAGGAGCAUCUUCACUUUGUGACAGAGAUUUGUCAGGACGAAGUGUUUAUCCUGGACCACGAGGGCCCCGUCUUGAACCAGGGCUCGUCAGCGGGAAUGCCGGAUCUUGUGGUGGAGCCCACAGUUGGGUCUCCUUUGUCUCCAGAGGAACAAGCAUUGUUCACAGCUGCCAGUUCUGGGGAUCUUUCUAUGCUGAUGGAGUGUGUGCGUAACGGCGUGAGCUUGUUGGCCAGAAACUCCGGAGGUUGCUCAGUGUUGCACGUUGCUUCGCACAAUGGACACUCUGAACUUGUCACUUUCAUCGUGCAACAAGGAUCCAAAGUGCUUUUAGAUUUAACAGACAGAGAGAGAGGGGACACCGCCUUGCACAAAGCAGCCUUAGGGAAGAAGCAUGCCGUGUGUCGAUUACUGGUAGAAGCCGGAGCGUCACUUCAGAAAACCAACUUCCAGGGAAAAACACCAGCGGACCAAGUAGAAGGCGACACAGAGCUGGCCACCUACCUGAGCGGGCAGAAGGUCACUCCCUCUGAAGACCUGGAGACAGCAGUGGGGCGUGACUUCUCUGAUAGUUUCACUGCUGAGUUUGAAGCAGAAGUGAUCAGGGAAUCACGAAGCACACUCCUGAAGUCUGCCCACGACCAUUCUGACCCUUCCAACAGUGGAACAUGGCGACUGGACGCGUGGAAAUCCACGACCCUCUUAACAGCCAUCAUGGGACUGACCACACUGACCACACUGACCUGUUUUACACCACAGACCAAGGAUGAGCUCCCCAGUCGACAGGGAGCUGACAGUGCUCCAUUUAGAAAUGAUGUGCAUCAUGAAGAGGAUGUGGAGGAUGUGGCAUCUCGACUGGCAGAAAUCUCGGCUGAAAUCUCAUUUGUUCUUCCAGAAACAGAUAUAGAAACAGAUUCUGAAGAUGACGAGGUGGAGAAAGUGAUUGGCUUGCUGCUGCGAGAUGCUGGAGACAGAUUGUAUGAGAGGGAACUUAAAGACACGAACAUUGCAGCCCUUCUGGGAAACUAUACCUUUUUUGAAAGAGUGAUAUUAUCCCUCCUCGUCAGGAUGGGCCUCAGUAAGAACUCUGAAAAAGUCGAUCCUGAAGAGUCUGCAAAGUCCCAAAUUGCUGUUGCUUGUGAAGCCACCACACGCCUCUCUGUUUUGGACACACUGCCCAUGACCCGGCUCAUGAGCCAUGGAGCCACCUUCUUGAACAUGCACUUUUCGUCCUGGGCUGAGCAGCAUGGCGGUUAUGAGAAGGCUUUUGACAGUGAAGAAGAGGAUGAUGAAGUCCAUUGA
Molecule: messenger RNA, 3468 nt
Organism: Knipowitschia caucasica
Lineage: Eukaryota; Metazoa; Chordata; Actinopteri; Gobiiformes; Gobiidae
Source: the annotation of a GenBank genome assembly